AAUAUGGCGAACGGCCUGUGGCGUUGUAAGGCACGUUUGGCGUUCGUUCUACGUUUUGUUUGGGAAAUUGGGGAGAAAAAUACGUAAAUUGAGCGAAAUACUGUCUAAUAAGGUAAUAAUUAAUAGAUAAUAGUGGAAAGUAAUGAUUUAAUGACGAAAUCGGUGAUCAGUAUGAGUUAUUACAUGUGAAAACAUGUAACAAGCCUUAUGACCAAAAUCUCCAACCCGUGCGCAGCUCCCCGGCGCACGUUCAAAAUGGUGGCCGGUUUUUUCUACGCAGCAGAGGUGUUCGCGUGCACUCUACGGUUUUUUGGAGUAAAGGGACGGUAUGAUUGACGAAAUAAUUAUUAAUAACGCAUCAAUCCAGUAGCCAGUUGGUCAGUAAAUAAUUAAUUAUCGAAUCACUAUCUAUUAUGGAGUAUUUUACAUCCAUUAAAUAUGGAGAGACAAAAAUUCUCCAGGCCUUUGCGCAAUCUCUCCGCGCAUGAUAUGCCGGACGGCCGCAGUGUUCUCUGUACAGAUUUUGCGAGAAAAAAUGGAUUCAAUGAACGAAAGAACUCUUAAAAACAUAUUACUUAAUUAAUGAGAUGGACAGUAACUAAUAAGUCACAUCAUUGGCAUUUAUUAUGGAGUAUUACAUGCAGUAAACAUGGACGAAAUGCACAUGAAAAAUAUUUGCCAGGCCUCUGCGCAAUUGCCCCGCGCAUGCCCAAUAUAGCCAUCAGCCUUCGGUGCUGAGUGAAGGUUUUGGAGUAGGAUUAACGUGUAUUGGGAUACAGAUAGCAGCAACUCAAUGCAAAUAUCGUCAAUAAUACACAAACGGAUUAACAAUCAUGGAUGACAAUAAUUUUGACACAGGAUCCCUAUCUUAUGGCGCCAAUUCAAAUAAAUUACAAGUCAACCGAAGAAUACAAAAUUGUCAAAUUGUCAAAAUUGACGUUCUGUCAUCCCUACAUGGUCGACGUCCAUGGAGGGUCACUAGAUGGCACCUGGUGUUGUAUUCUGGUCAAGAGACAAAUGUCUGAGAUGUUUGGACGAAUGGUUAUUAACUAAUAAUCAAUUGAAUCCAAUCGGUUGAAGGACUGUAAAAUCAGUGAGAAAAAUGGACGUGGAGGACAUAGUUUGUGAUUUUGUGAUAGUGUCAUGUGAUAAAGUGUUUCGUGAGUUUCGUCAUUGUCGAUGAGGUGAUUGAUACGCCAGAUGUCGUUCUGUGGUAUUGCUUUUGCCGGGUAAAUCGGGGGUUUUAAUUUUUUGAAUCGUGAGUGAGUAAAUUGAGUGAAUUUAAUUAGGAAGUGUCGUAGUGUCAUUAGUGGUUGUGGAAAGUGUCAAGGAAGCAACGAAUUUUUGGAUGAUCCAGAAAUCUUGGGUAUUGAUUGGAGACAUCCUGAGCAGUACCUGGACGAGGCCUUACUCGUUUCCAGAUGAGUUUCGUGAAGUUGUGAGGAAAUCGUGUACCUGAGUUUGGCGGAAAGGAGCCGUAUGAUUCAUUUUCGAGGAAAUACUGAGUAGGUGAUUGUGCAAGUGUAGUGUUUUGUCUGUGUGGGACAAUGUUCAGUGAGUAACCAGUAUUUUUCAACAUUGACUACAAUGAUGCAGAUCGCACGACGGCGAACCCAGUGGGGCAUCCAGAGGGCGGGCUACUCGCUCAUUGGAGGGUGGCUCGCAGCGGUUACGCCUACUCAACUUACACAGGGAUACAACUGGGUAUGUGGCGCGGGUCAGGCUGAUUCACUCCUUUUUUAAGUUUUUUUCUUUUCAGUUUUUUCAGCGGUUACGGAUGUACAGGGGCUUGCAAUAAGGAGUCGUUCGGAGGUUCAAUUUUUAUUUAUUUUGGUUUUGAGGAAUUGAAAAAAAAUCGGAGGAGGGGAGGAGAGAAGAGCUAUCAAUACGUGAGAAAUGGAGAUGGAGAUGAUUUUGGUGGGAGAAUGAUUUGACGAUUGAAAAAACAUGUUCAUUAGUCAAGAGUUUAUUUGAUUAAAAAAACAUUAUAUGAAUGAAAAUGGUUUUGUAAAUUUUCGAUGAGUAUUUGGUAAUUCAAAUAGAGAUCAGUAGUUUGGAGUGAAAAAUCGCUUGGUCAUAAUUCUUCAUUUGGAGUGAGUGAAGUUAUCGUGAAUGAGAUAUUUGACUCCUCUAGAAUAAAAUAGUAUAUUUCUAAUAUUUAUGGAUUUUGGUACAUCAUAAAAGUUUCAAACAAAAAUCACUUUAAAUGCCCGGCUCUCCUCGCAGAGGUGAUCAUACUCGUCAUGUUCCCAGAGGAUUACUGACCAGAAUUAAACGACAAUUUCACUUCACGAUUACUUUUUCUCUGAUGGAAUGAGAAAUUAAUUCUCUUCGCGGUUUAAAUUUGUAAAAAAAAUUAAAUCCUCGGGCAUCACUUCUGACCGUUACGCUCCUGCAGUCGCAAAACCGAAGUCGAAGGAUAGGCGCGAUUUAAUAUCACGCCCCCAAGUGAGAAAGCAUUUGGAAGGAAACGGGAGGGCACCACCCGCAUGUGCGAGGAAGAAGCCGAUAGUAUCUGUGUGCGGAUCGCUGAUAUGUGUCAGACAGAGUGAGCUCAGUAGAACGGUGCGAGUUGAUCGAGAGGUGGGGAGUUUUGGAAUGGCAGCUGGACAGUUCGCCGUUAGCCUUCCGGUGGUUCGGUCCGACGCUGGUUACACCGGUCAUUGGACGAACUAAUAAUUAUAAAAUAAUUGUGGUGUUAUUGGGUGAUUGUUGUCAUUUUAACUGGUAAAUCAAAGUGUUACCAUUGAACGAAAAUUCCCUCGCGGUGUGCAGGAGUAUUGCUCCUGGGGAGGCAUGCUCAACAAUAUCUCCGCUGGAGCUUCCGUUCAUGGCAUCACCGGAACGAAGGAACUUCACGCACAGGAGCUGAAGCACGAGAAAUUGGAGAGCGUGCUGGGGGCUAAUUUGGCUGGAACUCUGUCCAGUGGUGGGGGGCUGACACUUCAUCAAGAGUUGAUAAUGGGAAUGCCUGGAGCAGGGAUUCUGUUGUCAUUUUCAGGGAAUGGAGGAACAAUUGGUCAGGGUGAUGAUAAACCCGCGAAACAGAAGAGACACCGGACGCGGUUCACACCGGCACAGUUGAACGAGUUGGAGAGGUGCUUCGGAAAGACCCACUAUCCGGACAUAUUUCUCAGGGAAGAAAUUGCAAUGAGGAUUGGCCUGACUGAGAGCAGAGUGCAGGUCUGGUUUCAAAAUCGUCGAGCCAAAUGGAAGAAACGUAAGAAGACGACGAAUGUCUUCAGAACUCCAGGAGCAUUAUUACCUUCUCAUGGAUUGCCACCCUUUGGAGCAAUGGGUUCAGACCUGUGUGGUGCAGCUGCUGGAAUGUUCCACGCGCCUACUGACCGCUGGGGCAUGGGCCCAGGGCUUGGACAGUUGGGCCAGGGUGGAAUGGGCAUGGCUGGCUUCGGCCAGAGCCUCGGACAGCUCAGCCAGCAGGGCACCGGGGGUCUUGGCUCGAGUCUUGGCUUGGGGAAUUCAGGACUUCCAAUCAGUAGUCCUUCGCAGACUGUUUAUCAAGCUAGUUAUGGUCUUAAUUCAUUGGGUGGUGUUCACGUAUCGGCGUCCCGUGGCUCACCACCGGGUGCCUUGACAGUGGGUACUGGUGGUGGACAAGGUGGUGGUGGCCUGGGUGGCGGUAUGAACUGCGGACAGGGCUCACCGGGUGCUGCAUCCGGCAGUGGUGGUGGUGUAUCCUGUGUGGGUAGUGCAGACGGUAGCGCCGGUGAGGCAUCAGAUUGGAGAGGUGCUCACAGUAUUGCGGCGCUGAGGCGUCGGGCAUCCGACGCAUCCCAGCAGUACAGUCCACAACCACCACCGCCCCCAGGACCGCCCCAGUACUCAUCCCACGAUCUCGAAUACAGUUCCGUUUACUGAGGCUGAAUCAUCACAACGUCUAAAUAAAUAUUGAAUUGAAUGGGUAAAAAUUCCUGGGGGAGAGAUUAAACCGGAAAUCAUUGGUAUACGAGGAGAGUUUUAGUUUUAUUUCAUAAUUUUAUUUAUCUCGGGCUGUCGUUUGUUGCUGAGCUAAGCCGAGGGCGAUUAAGUGAGAAUUGAAACAUGUAUACGAUAAAGAACGAGAAAUUUAAAUUAGUUUUAAUGUGUGGGAGUUGUGUAAAUAAAUAACAGUCGAGGCCGAUUCUGCGACGAUUUUGCAUUGUUGCAAUUGCAGCAAUGAAUAUUGAAUUCGAGGGUCGUUCGGAUUACUUUAGGGCGAUGAUUUUUUAUGACUAUCGGAUCUCCCUGGAGAUCCUGUGUCUAGGCACUGGGAGGUGACCAAUAUUUCUAGUGACGACUAUUUGCUGAGAUAAACGAUUUUGGGGUAUUUAUUGGUUCUUGUGUCUCAAUAAAUUUUAAUUUUUUUUUCAGUUGAUCAGAAAUUAUGAAUUGAGUAUCGUAUGAAUGAUACAUUAAAAAUUCCGCCGGUUCUCAUAGCAGAACGAUUAUUCAUGUUGGAAACAUUUAAAUUUAAAUCCAAGGAUUAGUUUCCCACAAUCUUUGCAGGGAAUUUAUUUAUUCAAACAAGACUUAUUAGUUACCCUCUCAGUGCAGGCUGGACUGAGGUAAAACGGAUGUUCAUCAAUCAAUAAAGAUUUUCGGAGCUAUAGAUUCAGUUCUCGAUAAUUAAAUCUCCUUUUAAAGGCUACAGAAAUGCACUUGAAGUGAAAGAAAAUUCAACAGUCCAUUUUACCCUACUCGCUUCAACAUUUUCUUCAUUUGGGACAGCCAACGUGGCCAAUGGCUUUGGUAUUCAUGAAUGACGAGAAUUACAAGCGACAUGAUAACGGGAACGUAAUGUCGUAUGAUGUUGCUCCAGGAAAUUCAAAUAAUGCCUUCCUGUCUAAUUGAUUUCUCAGUAAAUAAUUCACUUUCCAUUGAUAAUUAAUAGUAAAGGAGAAAAAAUUAUUUUCCUCUCAUAAUUUGAAUUCUCGGAAUUUCCUUGAGCCUCGGCAUUACAGGAAACACGCGGCGGGAAAUGUUCAGUAAAAAUUACGGAACUCACGAUUGCCUCACCAAUUACGUGUAAAGAAUUUUUUUCCCAUAUAAAGAUCUAAUAAUUUAAUUAAUUCACGUAAUUUUUGGCAGGCUAUUCAAAUAACAAACUCUGAGCCAAAAUGGCGUGACAGUUUCGCAAAAUUUCCUGCAAAUACAUUUCACUCUGAAAUUACGCAACAGAUACGCAUUUUUUAUUGAAUAUUUCUCUUGGUGCACAUAAUAUAACAAUUCUAGGAAUAAAGCAGAAAAAAAAUACUUGAAGACAGUUGAUUGUUGCGCAUUUGGGAAACAUGUGCAAAGAUUUUUGUAAAUAAAGUAUACAUCUUACGGUCAACAUAAUAAAAUAUAUUAAGCAUCAAUAAGGGAUGAUAAGUUAUCGUAUUAAAGAAAUUGAUGAUAAAAAUGAAUGAAAAAAUAAAUAAUGAAACGCGAGUAUACUUGGACAUUGUGAUAUUAAGGAGCAUAGACUGUUUUUUUUCUCUCAGCCAACGCUCCAUUAUGGUAUUACAUAAUUUUUUUUUGAUGAUGUAAUAAUGAACAUUGAAAUGAAUAAUGUAAACAUCGAGCGGUUCAUUGGAUAUUCGUCAAUGCCGCGUGCAAAGAUUGAAUAUUCUAGUUACGAAUUUAACUGGGUAGAGUUUACCAUAAAUUUAAUCGAUUUAAUCGUAAUUAAAUUUAGGCAAGUUGUCGGUGUAUCACAAAAUGUAUACGAUUUUUAAUGUACAAAAAUGAAGGUAAAGAUAACUAAAAGCAAAUAGAAUUUUUAUUUGAAAUUUAAUUGAAAUAUCCGGGCGAAUCAUGAGUAACGAGAACUACACGAAUGAUUCAAUGGAAUGUAAAGGAUGGACGACGCCAUUUUAAAAGUAUGUUAAUUUAAAGUGUUGAUAUGUGUAAUUGUUGACGAAUCAUUUGUUUUCCGUUAUUUACCAGUGAACAUUCACAGCAAUAAUUUGAUAUAUUUUUUUUGUUCUUCGAUGAGUUCCAGUGGAAAUCGAUAAAUGAGUGAAUUAUCAUUUUCAUCGUUGUAUAGUUGUGUAUAGAGGUCAACUGAAUGUAUAAAAUAAAUAAUUAACGAAGAUAUGAACUUUCAAUUCA
Diachasmimorpha longicaudata is the source of this 6093-nucleotide messenger RNA. RefSeq names its product homeobox protein orthopedia-like (gene otp). The transcript has 8 exons. Gene Ontology annotation, biological process: regulation of DNA-templated transcription; neuron differentiation. NCBI's taxonomy places the organism in Eukaryota, Metazoa, Arthropoda, Insecta, Hymenoptera, Braconidae. The record is from RefSeq and is a predicted model, not a curated record. Bases 2797 to 3879 code for a protein of 360 amino acids. Gene Ontology annotation, molecular function: DNA-binding transcription factor activity, RNA polymerase II-specific; DNA binding.